This is a messenger RNA of Eimeria tenella, 1242 nucleotides long. RefSeq lists its product as uncharacterized. Gene Ontology annotation, molecular function: GTPase activity; GTP binding. Bases 1 to 1242 code for a protein of 413 amino acids. The record is from RefSeq and is a predicted model, not a curated record. The transcript has 3 exons. Gene Ontology annotation, cellular component: Golgi apparatus. NCBI's taxonomy places the organism in Eukaryota, Apicomplexa, Conoidasida, Eucoccidiorida, Eimeriidae. Gene Ontology annotation, biological process: Golgi to plasma membrane protein transport; intracellular protein transport; protein localization to organelle.
AUGUUCGCCUUAGCAGCAGGAGUGCUGCGCUGGCUGUCGCAGCAGCAGGAAGUGCGGGUGCUGCUGCUGGGCCUUGAGGGCAGCGGCAAGACAACCCUGGCGCUGCAGCUGCAGACUCACAGCAGCAGCAGCAGCAGCAGCAGCAGCAGCAGUGCUUGCGACCUGCCGUCUGUGCGCCCGACGAAGGGCUUCACGGUCUACAAGGUGCAGCAGCAGCAGCAGCAGCAGCAGCUGCUGCUGUGGGACCUCGGCGGCAGCAAACCAUUUCGCUGCUUGUGGGGAGAAUAUAUAAAAGAUGCAAACAUUUGCUUCUUCGUGAUUGAUAGCACAGAGACCAGCAGCAUGCCGGAGGCUGCUGCUGCUUUUGCAGAACAGCAGCAGCGCGCGACGCAGCUGCCAGUGCUCAUUGUCUGCACCAAGCAAGGGGAGCCAGGCGCGGUGGAGCCUGAAGUAAUUCUGCAGCGGCUGCUGCUGCUGCAGUUCCAGCAGCAGCAGGAAAAGCAGCAGCAGGAACAGCAGCAGGAACAGCAGCAGGAGCAGCAGCAGCAGGCCCAAGAAGCUGCACUGCAGCAGCAGCAAGACAUGGUUAGGCGGCACUUGACGUUUGCAGCGGCGGCUCCACCAUAUGCAGGCGCUGCGGAGCAGCAGCAGCAGCAACAGCAGCAACGAGAAGAUCAGCAGCAGCAGGAGAAUCAGCAGCGGCAGUUUGCAGAGGCGGAGGAGCUGGCAAAAGCAGCAGCGCAGUGUACAGACACUUCAGAGGGUGCGAGCGUGCAGCAGCCAGAAGCCCCCAGGAGCAGCAGCAGCAGCAGCAGCAGAAGCCGCAGCAGCCCGCAGCCACAUGAAGGCCCCAGCAGCAGCAGCAUAACCUGCAGCAGCAGCGGCCAGCCAGCCCCGGGCAGUGAGCCCUCGCCCACCAGUGACUUUAGCCUGGCAACAACAGCAGCACAGCCGCCGUCUCUAAGCAGCAGCAGCAGCAGCAAAAGCAGCUGCCCCGGCAGCAGCAGCAGCAAAAGCAGUGACCCCGGCAGCAGCAACAGCAAGCUGAUCAGCAGCAGCAAGAGCAGCUGCCCGGCCAGCACCAGCAGCACCAAAACCAGCGACCCACGCAGCAGCAGCAAACCAAACAGCAGCAGCAGCAGCAGCAGCAGCAGCUGGAAGGUGCUGUACGAGGCUGGAGACACUGACGACUUUGACCGGCUGCUGCAGCGGCAGUGUCUAGCGGUCUUACACAACAGCUGA